Messenger RNA from Misgurnus anguillicaudatus (oriental weatherfish), 1344 nucleotides. Lineage: Eukaryota; Metazoa; Chordata; Actinopteri; Cypriniformes; Cobitidae. The record is from RefSeq and is a predicted model, not a curated record.
CUGGGAUGUAUAGCGAGGUGAAAACCGAUGCCAUACGCAAAUAUGAUGACACCAAGAUGGAUGAGGAUGGAUACCCACAAACUGACUAUUCAGUUGCUGUGGAAUGGCAGAAGGGGAAAAAGCCAAAACAUGGCUGGCCAGUGUAUGCUGCCUCUAUCAAGUUUGUGAGCAACAAUCGAUUUCAAACUAAUGCAAAGAUUAAGGAAUUCUUGCGGUUGGACUCUGAUGAAAUGGACAGGCCACUGCCUAAGAAAAGGACCACAGUCCCACCAUCAAGAUAUACAGAUUCAGAUGAAACUGAUGCUGAGAACACACUGACACAAAAGAAGAAGACAGUGAUUCCCAAAUCACAGAGAAAUGUUGCCCAAAUGGUUAUUGAUGAGUAUCAAGCCCCAACCUUGACAGAAACUCAGAAGAGGCUAAAAGAAAUGGAGGAAGAAAACCAAAAAUUGAGAAAUGACAAUGAAAGAUUAAGAACAAUGCUCAUCAGAGAGCUUCCAAAUCUGAUCACUGAAGUGAAGAUGGCCCUAAAGUCUCAGUGUCCAUCAACGUCGUCAGCCAGCUCUGACUUGGAAGGUGGAAAAGGUUUCCCACUGAGUGUUACAGAGCCCUCCCCACCAAAAGCAGUAUCCACAGAACAGGUGGAAAUUUCUCCUGGAUCGAAUGUAUUUGUUGACAGACUGGCUUGGGCUGUGGCUCAGAAUGCAAACUCUGCCUCCAGUUUUGUAAGAACACUCCUGACGGCUGUGUUUCCAAUUGAUGUGCUCCUUGUCAGCAAUCUUCGAGGAACAUCUAGGGAUUCUGGGCCACAACGCCAGGCUCUUGACAAAAUAAAAGUGGAUGCCAUCUACAGAGCAACGUUGCAAAAGUGGCCUCAUGUGGUGCCCUCCAGCAUUGGUGCAGCCAUCAAUGCCAAACUUACUAAAAUUAGAGGGAAAAAGAAAACUAAAAAAGAUUCUGAAACCGUAAUGCUCUAUGAUGACUAAUGGCCAUGACAGUGUGUUUGGGGUGUUCAGUUGUUAAAUGUUUGUUCUGUUUUUCCUGAGCAAGGAGUUCAGUUCAUAAGUUAUCAUAUAAAUUAAAUUACUUAUGUGGAGUAUAAUUUGAUUGUGUCACUUUAUUUGUGUUAAAAAUAAAAAAGUAUUUCCAUCGCAAAUUUGUUCCAAGUCAUUGACUAAAAUCAUAUAUGAUCAGUAUAUUGUAAAACUGACUGAAAUCAUCUGUAAUGCUUAUAUGUAGAUAUAUAGUAAUAUUAGUGCUGUAAUAUGAGGAAUUAGGUGAAAACUUAUAAAGCUCGAAGAGCAGGCACAUACAUUUUCCUAAUCAAAACCUAUAAAAUGUUUA